This is a messenger RNA of Symphalangus syndactylus (siamang), 10409 nucleotides long. It is a transcript of the gene ARB2A, whose product is annotated as ARB2 cotranscriptional regulator A. The record is from RefSeq and is a predicted model, not a curated record. Gene Ontology annotation, cellular component: nucleus. Gene Ontology annotation, biological process: regulatory ncRNA-mediated heterochromatin formation. NCBI's taxonomy places the organism in Eukaryota, Metazoa, Chordata, Mammalia, Primates, Hylobatidae. Gene Ontology annotation, molecular function: siRNA binding.
GAAGUGCAACUCGAACUUGGUCGGGGCGCGGAUCCUGAGAGGGAAAGUCAUAACAACCGCACGAGGGAGUUCGACUGGCGAACUGGAAGGCCACGCCUCCUCCCGCCUGCCCCCUCAGCCCUGUAGCUGGGGGCAGAGCUCAGACUGUCUUCUGAAGAUUGAUGUCUAUUUCCUUGAGCUCUUUAAUUUUGUUGCCAAUUUGGAUAAACAUGGCACAAAUCCAGCAGGGAGGUCCAGAUGAAAAAGAAAAGACUACCGCACUGAAAGAUUUAUUAUCUCGGAUAGAUUUGGACGAACUAAUGAAAAAAGAUGAACCGCCUCUUGAUUUUCCUGAUACCCUGGAAGGAUUUGAAUAUGCUUUUAAUGAAAAGGGACAGUUAAGACACAUAAAAACUGGGGAACCAUUUGUUUUUAACUACCGGGAAGAUUUGCACAGAUGGAACCAGAAAAGAUACGAGGCUCUAGGAGAGAUCAUCACGAAGUAUGUUUAUGAGCUCCUGGAAAAGGACUGUAAUUUGAAAAAAAUAUCUAUUCCAGUAGAUGCCACUGAGAGUGAACCAAAGAGUUUUAUCUUUAUGAGUGAGGAUGCUUUGACAAAUCCACAGAAACUGAUGGUUUUAAUUCAUGGUAGUGGUGUUGUCAGGGCAGGGCAGUGGGCUAGAAGACUUAUUAUAAAUGAAGAUCUGGACAGUGGCACACAGAUACCGUUUAUUAAAAGAGCUGUGGCUGAAGGAUAUGGAGUAAUAGUACUAAAUCCCAAUGAAAACUAUAUUGAAGUAGAAAAGCCGAAGAUACACGUACAGUCAUCAUCUGAUAGUUCAGAUGAACCAGCAGAAAAACGGGAAAGAAAAGAUAAAGUUUCUAAAGAAACAAAGAAGCGACGUGAUUUCUAUGAGAAGUAUCGUAACCCCCAAAGAGAAAAAGAAAUGAUGCAAUUGUAUAUCAGAGAAAAUGGUUCUCCUGAAGAACAUGCAAUCUAUGUUUGGGAUCAUUUCAUAGCUCAGGCUGCUGCUGAGAAUGUGUUUUUCGUUGCUCACAGCUAUGGAGGACUUGCUUUUGUUGAACUGAUGAUUCAACGAGAAGCAGAUGUAAAAAAUAAGGUAACUGCUGUGGCAUUGACAGACUCUGUUCACAAUGUGUGGCAUCAAGAAGCUGGCAAAACGAUUCGAGAAUGGAUGAGAGAGAACUGUUGUAAUUGGGUCUCUAGCUCAGAACCAUUAGACACAUCAGUGGAGUCCAUGCUACCUGAUUGCCCCCGGGUCUCAGCAGAUACUGAUUGCUUCGUGAUUUUGAAAAAAAUAGCAUGCUUUUGGUGUUGCCAAAUGCAAAGUCAUGAAGAUUUGCUCCUGUGUUUUCUUCUAUGAAUUUUACAGUUUUAUUUAUUAAAUUUAGGACUUUGAUCCAUUUCAAGUUAAUUUUUGUAUAUGGUAUGAGGUAAGUGCCCAACUUCAUUCCUUUGCAUGUGGAUAGCCAGUUUUCCCAGCACCAUUUGUUGAGGAGAUGUUCUUUCUGCAUUGAAUGAUCUUAGCACCCUUGUCAAAAAUCAGUUGACCGCACAUGUGAGGGAUUAUUUCUGGGCUCUCAACUCUCUUCUGUUGGUCUAUAUGUCUGUCUUUAUGGCAGUACCACACUGUUUUGACUACUGUAGCUUUAUAGUGAGUUUUGAAAUGGGGAAGUGUGAGUCUUCCAAUUUUGUUCUUCCAUAUAUAUAUAUAUAUGCCAUAUAUAUACAUGCCAUAUAUAUGCCAUAUAUAUACAUGCCAUAUAUAUGCCAUAUAUAUACAUGCCAUAUAUAUAUAUAUACACACACACACACACACCAUUGUGGGUUACUUGAAAUUUCAUUGGAAUUUUAGGAUCAGUUUUUCCAUUUCUUUCCAAAACACCAUUGAGAUUUUGUUACAGAGUGCACACUGAACCCUCAUAUUGCUUUAGGGAGUGUUGUCAUCUUAACGAUUUUAAGUCUUCCAAUCCAUGAACACAGGCUGUCUUUCCACUUAUGUCUUCUUUAAUUUCUUUGAGCAAUGUUUUAGUUUUCAGUGUACAAGCCUUUCACUUUCUUAAAGUUAUUUGUAGGUAUUUUAUUCUUUUGGAUACUACUGUAAAUGGAAUAGUUUCCUUCAUUUCCUUUUCAAAUUGUUCAUCACUAAUGGAUAGAAAUACAACUGAUUUUCCUGUGUUGAUUUUGUAUCCUGCGACUUUGCAGAUUUAGUUCUAACUGGUUUUUUGGUGCAUUCUUUAUGGUUUUCUACAUAUAAAUCAUGUCAUCUGUGAAUAAAGAUAGUUUUGCUUCUUCCUUUCCGAUUUGGAUACCCUUUCUUUUUCUUACUCACUUGCUCUGGCAAAAAUGUGUAGUACUGUGUUGUAUAAAAGUAGCAGAAGGGGACAUCCUUGUCUUGUUUUUGUUCUUAGGAGAAAACUUUCAGUCUUUUCACCAUUGAGUGUGACGUUAGCUCUGGCUUUUUCAUAUGUAGUCUUUACAUGUUGAGGAAGUUCCUUUUUUCUUAGGUUAUUGAAUGUUUUAUAUGCAAGGGUAUGGGUUUUUGACAGUUUCUCUGGAAUAAAUGAAAAAUGCUUAAGGGAUAUAUGAAAUCCUAUGACUAUUUCAUAAGAUUAUGCUAACUACCUGUACCACUACUUCCUUCCCCAGUACUACCAUCACCAUUGCACCCACACCUAAGAGACCUAAACUUUUUUUUUCUCCAACUCUAAGGGUGGUUAUUUUUCUGUUUUGAGGGAUCUCAUUCUCAUGACAUCUUCGUAAGAGGAAAUGACUUACCCGGGGUGAUGAAAAUAAGUUUUAAACCAGAUCUUCCAUAGUCCACAACAUGAAGUAGCCCAGAUGUAGCUCAGCUUUCAGGAAUGAACUUUUGGUGAAGUACUUUAAAAACAAAAAGUCGAGCAAAUAUUAAUGCUGCACUUACAUUCUUCUAACUCUUUAAAAAGACUACUUAAUUAUAAACAAAUUGUAACAACUUUAAUUUUCAGAACAUACUUAUAAGCUGUAUUGUUUCAGGUGGACAAUGGAGAUAUAUCAAGAUUACACAUAUACACUUGUAAAAGAUUAGCUUGAGUUCCCAGUUUAUUUACUCAAGAAUAUAGCAUCACAUUGGAAAUAUGAUGGCCACAAAGCAGGUGUAAAUGAACCGUAUAUAUCAGCACAGCUUCCCAUGGUCCAGCGUCCUUGAUGACAAUGCCCAAAAUACGGCACUGGAUAAAUGUGUGGAAAUGAAUUCCACACUACAGCUUUUUUAUCCUUAGGGCUACAUCAGUGCUCAAGAAAAACUUAUUGUCUGUUCUUAAUGCUUCCAUUUAAGAGAAUGUUUGGAGAUGUUAAGCUUCUUCUGGUUCUUGGACCAAACUCAGUGACAGUGAAUCCACAACAUCAUCAAGCAGAAGAAUCUGAAUUAGUGUCUGGGUCUCUGAUACCAGCUUACAACAUCCCAGUGAGACCAUUUCCUCCACACAAGCUACAGGGACCCAGCUUAACAAAUGUAUGCUUUUUCUUCUUGUCAGUAUCUAAAGGUAGAGCACUGAGGAUCCACAUAAGUUAGUGAAAAUAGAGCCAAAUCCUAAUUGCUUAGCUUUAGAUUCAGUAGGUGACUAAUCACUUGCUAUUGGAUUAUCCCACUAAAAGUCACACAGCACCAACUCCACUUCAUCGUUUUCCUAGACAGCCCUUCUGGAAAGCCUUGGAAAGGCGAUGUUUCAGCAGAGUCCGACUGUGUUGAAUGCCAGAAUAAACAACUCUGAUUGUGUUGUGAACAUAAGAGCUGUGAAGAGGCACUGACCUCAGCUGCUCCUUCAGUUCUUCUGCAGCCUCUACAGAUGUGGAGAAAUUGUGAUGAGCUCUCAAUCUUAGGGAACAGCUCCUAGAGUCCAUCUCAGCCCCCGCAUAGCUGCAUCAUUGACACAGCUGCCCCACCUCUGCUUAGGCAAAUCCUCUAUAUGUCACUAAUCAGCUUCACAUAAUUUAAAAGAUUUUCCAUCACUAGAUCUCUUGACUUGCUGUGAAAAGAGAAAAGGCUGGACCUUAGGGAAACCUUUAUACUGAAGUGAUUUCAGAUUUUUCAGAGAUUUAAGUUGAUAUGUGAAACUUUAAUCAUAAGAUCCCUUAAACAGAAGAAUAACCACCCUUAGAGCUGGGAGAAAACCAAGACUGUGUUGUUAAGUAGUUAACAAUGUUAAAUGUUACAGAGAUCAAGUAACAUAAGAAAUCAACCAAGAUACAUUGACCAGGUGCGGUGGCUCACGCCUGUAAUUCCAGCACUUUGGGAGGCCGAGGUGGACAGAUCACUUGAGGUCAGGAGUUCGAGACCAGCCUGGCCAACAUGGUGAAACCCCGUCUCUACUAAAAAUACAAAAAUUAGCCGGGCAUGGUGGUGUGCACCUUAAUCCCAGCUACUCAGGAGACUGAGGCAGGAGAAUCGCAGCCUGGGCAACAAAGUGAGACUCUGUCUGGAAAAAAAAAAGCAAAAGCAAAAGCAAAAGAAAUCUACUAAGCCAUAUCAUUUCAAUAACUAAGAUGCCAUUGAUACCUUUAGUAAUAAUGUCAGUGGCAUAAUUAGUAAAGGCAGAUGUCAAACAAACAGUCCAAAGUCUUCAUAUUUGCCCAGAUUUUCCCCUGCCUUAAUUUAAAAAAUAAAUUUCAACUCCUGACUCCAAUAGAUCUUCACUGUCAUUCUGAAAAUGUUUCAUUAUCAAACAUUUUGGUUAUCUUGUAUUUCCUAUAGACAAGGCAAAUAAUUUUAAUCUGAAGAUGCUGAGCCCCUUUAGAGUAUAAGCAGAAUAAUGUUUUUGUACAUAUGUGCAUUUUCUUUAAAGAUGGUUGAUAGCCUUCAUCACAUAUUCAAAGAGGACCGUGACUCUUCUUUAGAUCUACAGUUUCAGAAUUUAAGAAGCACCUUCCCUUUUGUCACCUUUUCAAAUGAUUUCCUUUGACAGUACCUUAUAUAAUAGGUAAUUUCUGGUUUUCUUUGAAUCUAUAUUUUCUAGAUAUCUCCAGCUCAGUGUCAUAUGAAGGCCCUGAGUUGCAUUUUACAUAAGUCUUUUAAGUUCAGACUAAAUAAUAUAUUGAUUAUUGCCUUUCUUGUUCUUACACUCUUAUCAAUCCUUGGCACUUUAAUUAAAAUCUUAUCAUAAGGAACAAUUUUUCUUUUUCAUAGAAGUUUUCUUAUUCACUAAGAAAUCAUGGGGUGUUUGGAUACCUGCCCUUAUUUCAAAGCAUGAUCUUUUUCUUGAAUUAGCAUCUGUUUCGAUAAUUUCAUUUUUUUGAAAGAGAUAUACUGUAUAUCCUUGUUUGUUAUACCAAAUCUGUCUCAUGGGGAUUUGUUUUUCAGAAUAGCCACUUUUGUUUAUGCUUUCUUCUAGGAAUAGUCUUGCCUACUAAACAGUAUUGGUUUUCUUGGCAAAAUCUAUUCAAGAUUAAUUCUUUUCAGAAUGCAAAAAUUAUUUAUGUCAAACUGUGUUUUUAAAGUGAAAACUACAAAGCCAUUGCAAUUAAACCUAGUGGAAAUGUACUUGACAAAGUGAUUCUAAACUGAAAGAAUAAAACUUAGAAAAUAGUUAAGGAAAUUUCAAAGGUAAAGAUUUAGGUGGCCAAUUAUUUAACAGUGUGACAGUGGUGGUGGUGAUGGGCAAAAUAACAUAAACAAAUAUUUAUUUAUUGGAAAGUGAAUUGGUACAACCUUCAUGAAAGGCUGUUAGGUAAUUCAUAUGGAAAACUUUUAAAACGUGCAUUUCCAUUGGCCCAUCAUUUCAACUUUUAAGAAUUUUUAUAAGAAAAUAAUUGUGUGUGGCCAGAUGCAGUGGCUCACGCUUGUAAUCCCAGCACUUUGGGAGGCUGAGGCGGGCAGAUCACAAGGUCAAGAUAUCAAGACCAUCCUGGUCUACAUGGUAAAAACCCGUCUCUACUAAAAAUACAAAAAUUAGCUGGGUUUGGUGAUGCAUGCCUGUAGUCCCAGCUACUCAGGAGGCUGAGACAGGAGAAUGGCAUGAACCCGGGAGGCAGAGGUUGCAGUGAGCCCAGAUCAUACCCCUGGACUACAGUCUGGCAACAGAGCAAGACUCCAUCUCAAAAAAAAAAGGAAAGAAAAGAAAAUAAUUUUGUGUGUGUGUGUAAGGAUUUAGCAAAAAGAGUGGUCAUGCAGAAAUUUUUUUAAAAGUUUAACAACAAAAAAUUAGAAACAACCUAAAUGUUUAACAAAGGGUUAAGUAAAUAAAAUUAAACAUGAUAGAAAGUUAAAAUUAUAUUAUAGAACCACAGUUUUGAUAGAAAGUUCAGAGUAAAUUGUUGAAUGAAGCAAAACAACUUAUUAAACUUCAUACCAUUUUUAAAUGAUAUAUUACGUAGAGAAAAAAUCUAAAUGUAUAUACAGGUAUUGGUAUUGUUAGUGAUUUUUUUUAGAAUUUUUGCUGUAUGUAUUUAUUAUACAAUUUUAAACAUCCAAGACAUAUUUUUAAACAAAGGCUCUAGGAGAUCUAGAGUUCCAAAAGAUACACAUUCUCCUAGUCUUCUUUGUUUCUAAAAUAGUAAUUUCUCCUUACAAAGCAAUGUUUAAAAGAGUAAAUCUGACCUAUUCAUUUUUAGUCACAUUUUUAGUUUCUGUAAAAGAAGGGCAAUUAUCUAAAUGGAGGAGUACGGAGCCAUAUACAUUAGAAAAACAUUGCUAAAAAUUAAGGUUUGGGUUUUUUUUUUUUAAAUCAGAGGCCCAUUAAUGUUAAAGAGCUUCAGUGUAGCACAGUGAGUGAAGACACCUGCCAUAUGUCUGUUUUUCUGCACAACAUGGUAAUUUACAAUUACAAUUAGUGUGUUUAUAUACCUCUGUAGUUAACCCAUAUUUAGAAUAUAAUGUAAGCCCAAAUCAUUUUCAUGUUUCUGAAUGUUCACUUUUCAAUUUUAAAAAGCAUUUGAAAAUAUUGAAAUCCUGAUUUUAACACAGUAGAAUCUUCUUUGCUUGUCAUUUUUGAAGAAACCAAAUGAAUAUAAAUGAGCUCUAUGGAUUUCUAAGUUGGAAGGCAAGGUCAGUUCCUGUGAUUACAUCCCCAGCCAGAUGAAAGAUGAACUGUCAUGAACUGAAUCCACCCCAAUACCCAGUGAAAUCCUUAAAACAAGUCAUUAGCAUGAUCAUGGCUACACCAGUGAAGAGAAACAUGACAGGAAGCUUUGGGAGAGGCUACAUGGUUUAUCAAAGGGGCUACCUCUAGAAAACAGUCUGUUAAGUUGCCACUGUGCCACCUCACUUUCCGCUAGGAGCACAGCUAAGAGGCAGAAUUAGCUACUUUGGUCUUGAACCUUGGACUUAGGUUUUCUUCCUGCAGCUUCCAACAAAAUGACAAAAUACAAACUAGCUUCACUUGCUGCUAUCAGCUCUUCUAUUGCCAAAGACUGUGGUUGGAAAAGGAAACGUUGGGGCCUUCCUGAGAUUUCACUGCAUUUAAAAAUCAAUAUUCUUUUUAAAAACUGUACAGCCUGAAUGUCAUUUCUUCUUCAAAGGAAUAACUGUAUUGCUUAACAAGUAGUCUUCCUUUUCCUUUCAGGAUGUAUAAUGUAGACCAUCUUCUAGGACUAGGUUGAGUGGCCAGGGCAGUGUAUAAGAUGCAUUGGGUUGAUUCAUUAUUUUAGAAUGGAUGAUAAUGUUCCUAGAUCUGCUUUAAAAGUUUGAGUAUUAUUGAUUGAGUAGUGGAAAAUCUUAACAUAUACCUUUUUAAUUGAAAGAGAAUUUGUUUCAGUAUGCCAUGCUAUUAGUUUUCUAGGACUGCCAAACAAAGUACCACAGAUUGGGUGGCUUGCACAACAGAAAUUUAUUUUCAUGCAGUUCUGGAAGUUAAAAGUGUGAGAUGAGGUUGGGGGCAGGGUUGGUUCCUUGUGAGGGUUUUGAGGGAAGGAUCUGGCCCAGGCUUUUUUCCUUGGCUUGUAAAUGGUGGUAUUCUCGCUGUAUCUUUACAUUGUCUUCCUUCUGUAUAUGUGUGUGUCCCUAUUUCCUCUUUUUGUAAGUGAUAUUGCAUUAGGACCUACCCUAAUGACCUCAUUUUAACCUAAUUACCUCAGUAAAGAUCCUAUCUCCAGAUACAGUCACAUUCUAAGAUACUGGAGCUUGGGACUUCAACACAUAAAUUUGGUGGGGGACACAAUUCACCCAAUAACACCUACUACCCCUACUGUAGAGAAAAAAAUAGGUGAUCAGGGAUAGGUUUGGAAAGGCAGAGAGACUUUGUUGUUUCCUACAAAGGAGUUAAAUAAGGUGGUAUAAUGGAAAGGAAAGAGUAUUAGCCACAGAGUCAAAUAGUCCCAGAUCUGCAUUCAAAUAAUACCACCAUUCUAGGGUUAUCUUCUCAGGAAAAUUUUACAAAAAAUAAAAUUUCUUCUCUCCCCACCAAUAACCUUCUGGGCUGAAGAAUUACAGUAACUUAUUUAUCUGUAUUUUCGGAGCAGGACAAUUGAACUCUCAUCAGUAAAAUGAGAGUCUCACUUAUAUUAGGAAGAAAAUUUUGAUAUUUUGAUAGAGAUAUGAUUCUUAAAUUUCCCCAGAAAAGUUGAUAUGUGAACUUAUUAAGAAAGCUGUGUCACUUUUCGCUAAGAAUUGUCAGCCACUAAGCUUAUCAAGCUAAUGUACAGAACAGUCAGGUGACUUGCCUUUAAUUUGUCAUUGUGUUUAUGAAAAGAAGAGCUAAAACAGAAGAGAACAAGUUUAGACAGUGACUGUUUUCAUAAACAGUUUUAAUAGUAUUGCUAAAUCCAAGUAGACAUGUAAGUUUUUUACAUAUAUUUACUGUAAAUAUUUCUGUAAUAAUCAACCAUUAAAUAAUACAGAUAUAUAAAUGAUCACCUCAUUCAAACAUUUUUUUUUGGCACCAAUCUAUUUGCUAAAUAUUUAUUACCUUUGAUAUUUAAACCAAAGAGAAAAGAUGGGGGAAAAAAAAACUCCCUAUACAGGGAUUUAGUGUGUUAUUCUUUACUCCCCUGAAAAGCCAAUCACUCCAACACCAUAGCGAAAAAAGAACGUUUUGCUGCUUCUGUGUCACAUCAUUAAAGUAGUUAAUCUGCAGCCAUAAAUUUUUGUCUUAUGGGCCAAGAAAUUUUAAGUAAAAUACUAACAAAAAUGUAACACUUUUAAAUGAGAAGUGAAAGCAUCUUUAUCCUUUUUAUUUGAGUUUCCAGAAAUGGCAUGCUCCAUAAAAAAUUGUAUCAUUUUUAUUUUUAAACUGAGUUUCUUGCAUUAGUCAGUAAACAAUUUAUUUAGUGAACAUUCUCUGUGCACAUAUAUACACCAUGUGAACAUUUAAGAAACAGAAGGUGCUUGAAUUUGUGAGAUUUAAAUAUUUUCUCACAGUUGAUCCAGUGAUACCACAGUUGAAAUAAAACCAUAUAUAAAUGAAAUCCCACUUUCUACUAAAAUGUAAGUGUAGAUUUUUUAAUUAUUGUUUUAAUGAGGACAAUAACGAUUCCAUGUAUUCAGUGGAACAUCUUACAAAUCUUCAGCAUGUUUACUCUCAUGUGCAUUCUAAGACUCACCAUAAAACUACCUAUCCUAAUUACAGAUAUGCAUAUUCAUUGUAUUACAUUAUCUAACUAGACAUUUUAUAUUGCUAAUUUUCCUACAAAUAUUAUUAACUUUUAAAACUAUAAGCAAUUAUUUGAUUUCUCAUUUAUGUUGUUCUCCUAAAAACGUACAUACACAUAUCAGUAUACAUAUUUUAAGUAUAUUAUUUGAAAUAUGGGCUGUGUAGACCAUAUGUAAUACCCCAGGACAUGACAAGCAAAAUGAUAAUACUCACCAUAGCAAUGUUUGGCCAUUUCCCAGCCAUCCUUGCUGUGGUCCCAAACCAACUCCUGCUUUUCCUCGAGGCUCUGCAUCUUCAUAUUCAUGUAAGCAGUAACAUUGUACCUCUAUACUUCAUCCUCAGUGACCAAAUAUCUAAUUAGCACCUGUUAAGGGCUAGGCACUAAAGAUUCAGAAUUAGACAAGAAGCACAUAGGCUUGAGAGAGGAAAGAAGUGAGAAAAUCAAGGAUUACAUCACCAAGCGGCCAGUGUUAGAGGAAUGGGCAGAGGAACAACACAAAGAAAGGAGCAAAGAACUCAGUGGAAAUAUAUGGAAACAUUCUUAAGAACAGGGAACAACGUAAAGGAUAACUAGGAGUGGAGGGGGGUGAGGAGAGAGAGAAAGAAAGACAGAGAGCAAGAGAGAGAUGAAGGAAGGGGAGGAAAAGUGAAGGGAGUUUAUUUUGACUGAGAAUCUGGACUGUAAUUUGUUACUGCAAUUAGGAGUUAAAUGUAGUGGUAAAAAUACAGCCAUAGCCAAAAAGUUAUAUAGUUCUCAGUAUAUAAUUACUUGAGCCUUCCAAAAUGCUUUAGAAGAAAUAUUUUCUUAACAUUAAAGAUUAAUAUAUCAGUCUUUCAAAAAGACA